This is a messenger RNA of Daphnia magna, 1973 nucleotides long. RefSeq names its product protein transport protein SEC31-like. NCBI's taxonomy places the organism in Eukaryota, Metazoa, Arthropoda, Branchiopoda, Diplostraca, Daphniidae. The record is from RefSeq and is a predicted model, not a curated record.
GCAGCAGCGUGGUUGUUGGUAAACCGAUGCAAGUUCCAGUUUUCCCGCCUAAAAGGAACGUGAACCAGCAGAAGAGGCAAGUGGAUUUCGAUGCUGGAUCUCGCCCUGCGGCCGCAUCAGCCAGGCAACAGACCGCAGGUGUUCCACUGCAACAGGCUUUCCGUCCUGCCCCUCCGGCUGAAUUCCGUCGCCCCCAACAGCAACGCCCUCAACAGGAACGUGCUCAACAAUCGUCCUAUUCAGGAACGUCCCCAACGCGAACAGGAAGUUGAUGCUGCCACACGAGGUGGAGCUCCGUCGUCUUUCGCUUCCGCCGCAGCCCCUGAGCAGACUUUUACUCCGGCCAGAGAUAUCGCCGAUAGGCCCGCAGAAGCACCCGUCGAGAGGCCCGCUCGCCAGCAACCAGCUCAACGUCCAGCCCGCCCAGCUUCGUUCGGUGCUGAGCGUCCCCAAAGAAACCCCGAAUUUGCCGCUGGAUUCCCAUCCGGAUUCACUAGCGGACUUCCUUCUUUCGACUUCCAGGGACGCAUGCCAGAGCCGGAUGCCAAGAGCGAAGGAUUCAUGGAGUCUGCUUUGAACGAUUUCCCUAACUUGAAAUCUUUGGGUGGAUUUGAUGCUUUCCCCGAUGUUGCCCGUGAAGGAGACAGCUCAGCAAAGAGACCCUCUCAGAACCGACCUGCCCGACCUAACGCUCAGAAAAGCAAACGAUCAACACCACGUGGCAAUUUGACCAACGAUCCAUUACCGAAAAACCUAUCGAAACGGAAUAAGAAUAAACCCAUCGUUCUGGAAGAUGACGAAGCCAUGCUGGAACCGGAUUUCUCGCCCAUCAAACGAUCCAGCAAACAGCCGACUGAUAUUGCCGACAUCAUUGCCGAUUCCGUAGGAGAAGAACAGCGUUUCAAUCCGACUUUCCAUCCGAAUAACGGCCCGUACGGACGUGCCCCUCCACUGGCGCCUGCCAAUCCUCCGUCAGUGCCCACGUCAUCCUUCCGUUCACGUCGCCCGUCUUCCAUCGGUUCUUCGUCUGGCAAUAAAAACAGACAGAACCAGAGGUCUCCAUACGUCACCGACCAGUUCAAUGAAUUCGUCGAUGGCGAGAAUGGACUUUUGGGUUCGGGCAAUUUCGACGUGCUGGGCGGCGGGGUCUUCCGUGACACGGUCGAUUAUCAAAGGCCUUACGUCUCGUCGCAACCGGCGUAUUUCCCGCCUAGUUCACCAGCGCCACCGCUACUACAUGACUCUUAUAGGCCUCAUCAGCCUUUCUUCCCGUCUGUCCAGCAAUCACCACCUAUCGGCGAUCAAUUUGGAAAUUUCGUUCCGCCGCUGAAACCUUCUCUUCAUCAACAACAGGGGCCGCCUUCUAAUAAUAACAAUUACGGCAACGUCCCCACGUUCCCGAACUCGUUCUUCAACGACGAUGACUUCUUUUCCAACUUCCGAGACUUUGCCGACGUCAAUCAGGACUAUCGUAACUGAUCCAGUUGGAAUUCCGUCUUAAUUGUUAGAUAGACCACACCGGUGUUAACUCUGUGCUAUUUGGAUGUCGUACCGAAUUUUUCUCUCUUAUCAUCCGCCUAUCGUUAAUUUCUCUUUCUCGAAACUCGAAAAAAAAAAGUAGGUUGACGUGUGUACAAAAACAUUAUGCAACGAAUGUCGCAGUAUUUUUUUAUAAUUUUUUUUUUUUUUACUUACUAAUCCACAUCGUUAAACUUUUUUCCAUUGACACAAGAAGACCCCCCGGCUUUUAUCCAUUCGAUGCGAUAGCUCCACCUCACGCUGGUCGUGAAUGGGAUGGGCUCGCUUACGUUGACAUCUUUUUCUUCCCAAUUUUUUUGCUGCAUUUUGUUCUAUACAAUUAACUUGAAAUCAUCACGCAGCUGACGGCUAUCCAUCUUUAUUCAAUUUAAAUAUCACAGAGCUUAACCCUGGAAUCUAUAAGAUAAACCAAAAUACACAUAUUAUCACAGUAA